Messenger RNA from Staurois parvus, 301 nucleotides. Lineage: Eukaryota; Metazoa; Chordata; Amphibia; Anura; Ranidae. The record is from the annotation of a GenBank genome assembly.
CAGGGUCCGGGGGACCGAUACAGUGACUGUGGGGUUCGGGAGGGACCAGAUACAGUGAAUGAGGGGUCCGGGGAGAGCGGAUAUAGUGAAUGCGGGGUCCGGGGAGAGCGGAUAUAGUGAAUGCAGGGUCCGGGGGGAACCGGAUAUAGUGAAUGCAGGGGUUCGGGGGGAAACCGGAUAUAGUGAAUGCAGGGUCCGGGGAACGGAUAUAGUGAAUGCAGGGUCCGGGGAAACCGGAUAUAGUGAAUGCAGGGUCCGGGGAGACCGGAUAUCGCGACUGCGGGGUCCGGGGAGAGCGGAC